UAGUUUUGUCCGCAACAAACAAGCACACCACCUCAGAGAACGUAAGAGAUCAUCAAAAUAUUGGAAAUGGCGUGACUGAGCACAGGGAGAGAGAAAGAAAGACUCUUUUGGAGCGACAAAUAGCAGAGCCAUUGGAGUUUCCUCAGACUGGGUUGGCAUAAUCGCCUCUCCUUUCUCUUUCUUUCUUCGAGAUUGACAUAAAACCUGAAAUUUGUCUCUCUCUGUCUCUGCUGUAACCGUCGAUAUAUUGUUUUAUAUUUAAAUCUCAUGGGUUCUAUAUACUCUUCUCUUCGCAUCCCUUAAAAUUGUGUAUACAAGCUGAAACAUCCUUUCUUGCACACCCCGUGUACUUCGUCUUCUCCAUCAGUAUUAUUAAUUGAUUUUUCAGUGGGGAUUGGGAGUUUUGGUGUUUAAAUGGCAAAUGCAUCUGGGUUCUUUACUCCUUCAGUUCCAAGCCUGAGGAGUAGGUUUCAGCCUUCGAUACGGAUUUAUCGAUCUGGGUUUUGCUCCGAAGGGGUUUCGAAGAAGGUAUGGUGCUUCAGUGCAAUGGAAGGUGCGGCGAAGGUAUCCCCUUCUGAAUCUCGAGUACCCAGGCUUAUCAGUAAAGGUUGCAAGUUAGUUGGAUCUGGCUCCACAGUACCAACCCUUCAGGUUUCAAAUGAUGAUCUGGCAAAAAUAGUUGAUACAUCUGAUGAAUGGAUAUCUGUUCGCACUGGGAUUCGCAAUCGAAGAGUUCUGACAGGUAAAGAAAGCUUGAUUUCUUUAGCUGUGGAGGCAUCCAGGAAAGCUCUUCAGAUGGCAGAGGUUGAUCCUGAUGAUGUUGACCUUGUCUUGAUGUGCACAUCUACACCGGAGGAUCUUUUUGGAAGUGCUCCUCAGAUCCAAAAAGCACUUGGCUGCAAAACUAACCCUUUGGCUUAUGACAUCACUGCUGCAUGUAGUGGAUUUAUCCUGGGUCUUGUCUCAGCUGCCUGUCACAUUAGGGGAGGUGGGUUUCAAAAUGUUCUGGUUAUUGGUGCUGAUUCUCUUUCUCGAUAUGUUGAUUGGACAGACAGAGGGAGUUGCAUCCUAUUUGGGGAUGCUGCCGGUGCUGUGUUGGUACAGGCUUGUGACUGUGAGGAUGAUGGCUUAUUUAGCUUUGAUGUGCAUAGUGAUGGCAAUGGGCAAAGACAUUUAAAUGCCACUAUGAAAGAAAAUGAAAGGGAUGAUGAGUUGGGAUCCAAUGGUUCGGUGCUAAACUUCCCUCCAAGACGCUCCUCAUACUCCUGCGUUCAAAUGAAUGGCAAGGAAGUUUUCCGCUUUGCAGCGCGAUGUGUGCCACAAUCUAUCGCAUCUGCCCUUGGAAAGGCUGGUCUCUCAAGCUCUAGCAUUGAUUGGCUACUGCUCCAUCAGGCAAACCAAAGAAUCAUCGACGCUGUUGCAACUCGUUUGGAAGUACCACCAGAGCGGGUCAUAUCAAAUUUGGCAAAUUAUGGUAACACAAGUGCAGCAUCCAUCCCAUUGGCGUUGGAUGAAGCCGUUCGAGGCGGGAAGGUGAAACCGGGGCAUACUAUUGCAGCAGCAGGUUUUGGAGCUGGUCUAACUUGGGGUUCCGCAAUUCUUAGAUGGGGAUGAAUGAAACCUUCCAAGUUCUCUCAGUGUCGUUGUAAGAGAGGAGAGUUAUCCAGCCCAGAUCAUUGCUUCCCAUUCCAUGCCUUCCGCAGAUGAUUGGGGCCAUUGCAAUCGCAUAGUCUGCAACAGCUUCCUUUCACAUGUUUUUAUUUUGUAGCCUUUUAAUUUUUUUUUCCCAGGUCAUAAUGAAUGAAUAUUUUCCCCCAUUUGUGCUUGACAAACUUGAGUUUUCUUAACCUUGCUAUAUUGGGCUCCAA
Messenger RNA from Tripterygium wilfordii, 1868 nucleotides. Its product is annotated as 3-oxoacyl-[acyl-carrier-protein] synthase 3 A, chloroplastic-like. Gene Ontology annotation, biological process: fatty acid biosynthetic process. Bases 415 to 1614 code for a protein of 399 amino acids. Lineage: Eukaryota; Viridiplantae; Streptophyta; Magnoliopsida; Celastrales; Celastraceae. Gene Ontology annotation, molecular function: 3-oxoacyl-[acyl-carrier-protein] synthase activity. The transcript is spliced from 8 exons. Gene Ontology annotation, cellular component: chloroplast. The record is from RefSeq and is a predicted model, not a curated record.